AACAUUGAAAAUUAUUUUCCCACGCAAAGUUAAGCGCCUAAUAUUUCGCUAAAAUUGCCAAAGUUCAAAAAACAAAAACGUAUCCUCCAAAUUUUAAUUCAAUUUAAUGUCUUGACAACGAUAUUUCAUUACGUUCUAUUCAAAUUCCGCAACCCCUCUCUUUCUUCUCUCUUCCAUCGCUACAUCGCUACUCUUUCUCAUUUCUCAAUUUCUCAAUUUCUCAAUUUCUCAAUUUCUCAGGCGAUUUAAGAAUGGCAGGAAAAGGAGGGAAAGGACUUCUUGCAGCGAAAACCACCGCUGCUAGCAAAGAUAAGGACAAGAAGAAACCUACUUCCCGCUCAUCUCGUGCCGGAAUCCAGUUUCCUGUGGGUAGGAUCCACAGACAGCUGAAACAAAGAGUCCAAGCCAAUGGGCGUGUUGGAGCAACAGCUGCUGUUUACUUAGCAUCCAUUCUGGAGUAUCUGACUGCAGAAGUUCUUGAGCUCGCCGGAAAUGCAAGCAAAGAUCUGAAGGUGAAGAGGAUAACACCAAGACAUUUGCAGCUUGCAAUUAGGGGAGAUGAGGAACUUGAUACCCUUAUUAAAGGGACAAUUGCUGGUGGUGGUGUCAUUCCUCACAUUCAUAAGUCGUUGAUCAACAAAACUGCCAAGGAAUGAGAUGUUUAGUUUUUGUUUUUAUGUGACUGUUUUUUACUUUAACUAGGGUGUGGUUUUUUAUUAUGGAUUGAAAUGAUGAUCAAAGUAGGGUAGUUUUAGAAUUGAAUCAAUUAAUAUGUUACUGUGUAAAUGGUGGUGUUCUCAUGUGAUACUAUUGAAUGGUUUAAUUUGUUUGUCUA
Lathyrus oleraceus (garden pea) is the source of this 835-nucleotide messenger RNA. RefSeq names its product probable histone H2A variant 3. The record is from RefSeq and is a predicted model, not a curated record. The coding region runs from base 252 to 656 and encodes 134 amino acids. Gene Ontology annotation, cellular component: nucleosome. The transcript has 3 exons. Gene Ontology annotation, molecular function: DNA binding; structural constituent of chromatin; protein heterodimerization activity. NCBI's taxonomy places the organism in Eukaryota, Viridiplantae, Streptophyta, Magnoliopsida, Fabales, Fabaceae.